Molecule: messenger RNA, 942 nt
Organism: Kwoniella shivajii
Lineage: Eukaryota; Fungi; Basidiomycota; Tremellomycetes; Tremellales; Cryptococcaceae
Exons: 8
Coding region: 1-942 (313 amino acids)
Biological process (GO): proteasome-mediated ubiquitin-dependent protein catabolic process
Cellular component (GO): proteasome regulatory particle, base subcomplex
Molecular function (GO): ATP hydrolysis activity; proteasome-activating activity; ATP binding
Source: RefSeq, a predicted model, not a curated record
AUGGGCCAAGCUCCAUCAAGCGGUGCUCCAGGAGGAGGCAAGAAGGACGGGAAAGAUAAUAAAGACAAGAAAUCCAAAUGGGAACCUCCUAUUCCCACUCGAGUUGGUAAGAAGAAGAAGCGAGGGCCCGAUGCUUCAUCUCGAUUACCCCCAGUCUACCCCACCACUCGAUGCAAGCUCAAAAUGCUCAAAAUGGAAAGGAUAAAAGACUACUUGUUGAUGGAGGAGGAAUUUGUCGCCAAUCAAGCUUCACAAUCUGGAGAAGAUCGAACUGCUGCCGAUCGAUCUCGAGUCGAUGAACUCCGAGGAUCACCUAUGGGAGUGGGAUCUUUAGAGGAAAUCAUCGACGAUGAUCAUGCCAUCGUAUCUGUCGGUAACGGUCCUGAGUACUAUGUUGGUAUUAUGUCAUUCGUCGACAAAGAUCUGUUGGAACCCGGAUGUUCAGUGCUCCUUCACCACAAAACUCAUGCAAUUGUUGGAGUCCUCGCAGACGAUACGGAUCCUAUGGUUUCGGUCAUGAAACUGGAUAAAGCACCCACGGAAAGUUAUGCGGAUAUUGGAGGUUUAGAAACACAGAUCCAAGAGAUCAAGGAAUCGGUAGAACUUCCUCUCACCCACCCAGAGCUUUACGAGGAGAUGGGUAUUCGACCUCCAAAAGGUGUCAUUCUCUAUGGUGUACCUGGUACAGGUGGAGAACGAGAGAUUCAACGGACCAUGUUGGAGCUCUUGAAUCAAUUGGAUGGUUUCGAUACUCGAGGUGAUGUCAAAGUUAUCAUGGCGACAAAUAGAAUCGAAUCGCUUGAUCCGGCGCUGAUUAGACCAGGACGGAUCGACAGAAAAAUUGCCGAGGCGGGUUUGUUGGCUUUGAGAGAGAGACGUAUGCGCGUCACAAAAACCGAUUUCACCUCUGCUCGGGAGAAGCCUGCUGGGCUGUAUUUGUAA